This is a messenger RNA of Momordica charantia (bitter melon), 2440 nucleotides long. RefSeq names its product ARM repeat superfamily protein. Lineage: Eukaryota; Viridiplantae; Streptophyta; Magnoliopsida; Cucurbitales; Cucurbitaceae. Gene Ontology annotation, molecular function: protein binding. The record is from RefSeq and is a predicted model, not a curated record.
GAUGACCCGUAACCCUAGACCUGCAGUCUUGAUAAGUAGCUCUAUAUCACGGAUUUUCUGUUUUGGUUUCAGAAAUCAGAGGAGUGACUCUUCGCCGGAGCCUCUACCACUAACUCGCCGGAAAAUGAUUCUGCUCCAUUUUCAGUGAGAACUAAAAUGAGAGAAGAGCGGGGCCCGAGACCUGCAGAAACAGACCCGACGAACUCGCCGGAUUUCUCAGUCGAAAAGCCAACUCUCCGGCAAGUUAUUCAAUUCAUUUCUUCCUUGAUAUCUCUUUCUCAUUCCGUUAAAGUUUUUGCCUCAAAAUGGAAGUUAAUCAGGGACAAGCUCGAGGAAUUGAAUUCCGGCUUAAUCGCGGCCGAUAACUGUGAUUCCGACGAAAAUCCUGCAAUCUCAGCCCUAAUUCCGAAAGUAAUAGAGACUGCUACUGAAUGCCACGAUCUCGCUCGCCGCUGUGUUGACCUCUCUUUCAGUGGGAAGCUUUUGAUGCAGAGUGAUUUGGAUGUAAUCUGUGCGAAAUUUGACCGCCAUGCGAAGAAGCUUUCGGAUAUAUAUACAGCCGGCAUUUUGUCCCAAGGGUUUGCCAUCGUCGUUUCUAGGCCCGGCCUCGGUGCUUGUAAAGACGACAUGAGGUUUUAUGUGAGGGACAUAGUAACGAGAAUGAAGAUCGGUUGUUCAGAUCUGAAGAGGCAAGCUCUGGUUAAUCUGCUUGCUGCCGUAAUUGAAGACGAGAAGUAUGUGAAAGUGAUAAUAGAAGUUGGGGAGAUAGUGAAUCUCCUGGUUAAUUUUCUUGGUUCUCCGGAGACGGAACUCCAAGAAGCGGCUCUGAAAGUGCUUCAUAUUAUUUCUGGGUUUGAUUCCUACAAAGCAGUUCUAGUUGGGAAUGGGAUCAUCGCGCCAUUGAUUCGGGUUAUGGAAUGUGGGAGUGAGGUGGGAAAGAACAUUGCCGCCAGGUGUUUGUUAAAAUUCACGGAGAAUUCAGAAAACGCUUGGUCUGUAUCUGCCCAUGGCGGAGUAACAGCUCUAUUAAAAAUAUGUUCGAGUAGUGAUUCUAAAACAGAAUUGAUCGGCCCGGCUUGUGGGGUGCUUAGUAAUCUCGUUGGUGUUGAAGAAAUUAAGAGAUUCAUGAUUGAAGAAGGUGCAAUUUCAACGUUUAUUAGGGUCGCUCGAUCCAAAGAUGAAGCUGUGCAAAUAAAUUCCAUCGUCUUUCUCCAAAACAUAGCCUAUGGGGAUGAAUCAGUAAACAAUUUGCUGGUCAAAGAAGGUGGAGUUCGCGCUUUAGUUCGUGUUUUGGAUCCGAAAUCUUCGUCCUCAUCCAAAACCCUGGAGGUAGCGCUGCGAGCAAUUGAAAACCUGUGUUUCUCAUCAAUCAGUUAUGUAAAUAUUUUGAUGAACUACGGGUUCAUGGAUCAUCUUCUUUUCUUCUUACGAAAUGGGGAAGUUUCUCUUCAAGAAGUAGCUCUGAAAGUUGCAGUUAGGCUCUGCGGGACAUCAGAGGAGGCCAAGAAAGCCAUGGGGGAUGGAGGGUUCAUGCCAGAAUUUGUGAAGUUUCUUGGUGCAAAGUCCUUCGAAGUUCGAGAAAUGGCAGCCGAGGCACUCUCAGGCAUGGUCAUGAUCCCUAAAAACAGAAAGAGAUUUGUGCAGGACGAUCGAAACGUAGGGAUGCUUUUGCAAAUGCUCGACACAGAGGAGGGAAAUUCAGGUAACAAAAGGUUCCUCUUUUCGAUAUUAAACUCAUUAACUGGAAGCAGUAGUGGAAGAAGAAAGAUUGUGAAUUCUGGGUAUAUGAAAAACAUUGAGAAACUUGCAGAAGCUGAAGUUUACGAUGCCAAGAAGCUGGUCAGGAAAUUGUCCACAAACAAAUUCCGUAGUCUGUUGAGUGGAAUCUGGCAUUCUUGAAUGUAAUUUUUUUCCUUGUUUGUAAUAUCCUAAUUUUCUUCUCCUUCUCCUUACAUGAUUUUGUUUAUUAAAUCCAAUACCUGAUUUCACAAACACUUGAGAAUCCCACCCUUUACCUUCCAAGAACAGCUUAAUAAUGAGAGUGUAUUUAGAAAGCUCUAAUUUAAUCAUCUCCAACCACCACCCACAUAAACUUCUGUGUAAUUAUAAAAGCCCCGAGCAAAUACAUUAAAUCAGAUUCAGUGUAGUUGAGUUGAGGAUGGGAAGAAGAAGAGCACAUGGGGGAAGAGAAGACAUUGAAUACAACAGAGAGGGGAUUAUGAGCAGUUUUAAUCAACCCUUCUGCCCAUCUGCCAUUUCGGGACAUUGACACUGAGAAGACACUAGACAGUGAUGGAUGAAGAUGCUGUAUUUUUCUUUUGUAUUUUUCUUUUUCUAAAUCCCGUCUGUUGUGUCAGGCUCACACUGGCCAGUUUCUUAAAAUAUCAAUAAAGUUAAUGUAACUGCAAAGUGAAUGUUAAAUUAAAUGGGUUGUUUACCA